GUACAAACACCCACAAAGCGUAAAAUAAAUUUGCGGAACAACAUUUUAAUAUUCUUUUCUGCUAUCGAAGUAUUGCAAUACUUUCUUGUGGAAAAAACUGGUGGCAAACAGAUUAUCCAUUCACCACCUUGCGAAUUCAGACCUGAGGGAAUUUUAUACUUCGUGAAAUUUUUUCCUGCCUGCUCGCCAACCAUUGCAUGAGCAUAGAAAGAAGUAGAAGGUAACCCAUAGCCUUGGAUCAUAUUUUCUUGCAACCAUGGCAAGUAAAAUAAAGGGAAUCUUUCAUCGGAAGCCGCAUGCUCCGAGUGCGGAACGGCAGAGAAUACAGAAAGAGCUUUUUGCAUUCAACAAGACUGUGGAACAUGGAUUUCCCCACAAGCCCAGUGCAUUGGCCUAUGACCCCAAGCUGAAGCUGCUAGCGGUAGGCACCCAGAGCGGGGUCAUCAAGAUAUACGGAGCCCCUGGCGUGGAGUUCAUUGGUGUCCAUGAAGGCGAGAGUGCUGUCUGGCAGCUCUUCUUCCUCCCGGAGCAAGGGCGCAUCAUCAGCUUACUGCAGGACAAUAGUUUGCACCUGUGGGAGGUCAACAUCAAGGAUGGUAACUCGGUCCUUGAAGAGGUCAAAUCCUUCUCCCUGGAAGGAAGACUCAAGAAGAUCUCAGUCUGCUGCCUGUCCGCCGACUGCAAGACCCUGUACAUGGGCACGGAGGGAGGUAACAUCUAUCUGCUGAAUGUGGCCACGUUUGACAUGGAUGAGCUCAUCAUCUACCAGGAUGUUGUCAUGCAGAAGUUACGUGAUUCCUCCUCCUCCUUCAGCGUUCCCGACGACUACAAGGUCAACCCUGGCCCAGUUGAGGCCAUUGCCCAACACCCGACUGAUGAUGAGAAGCUCCUGAUUGGCUACAACCGAGGCCUGAUUGUGGUCUGGCACCCUAAGGAGUUGACGGCUGAGCAGACGUUUGUCAGCAACCAGCAGCUGGAGUCACUCUGCUGGCACCGCGAUGGCCUGCGCUUCACCAGCGCCCACAACGACGGCAGUUACUGCGUCUGGAAUGCCCAGGAGUCCUCACAGCCCGAGAAGGAGCCUGUCAUCCCGUACGGGAGCAAGAAUAGACCAAUUAUAGACGGGGAAGAAAUGAAUGGACCAUUCCCCUGCAAGGCCAUCAACAAGCUGAAGUACCUGACCACCAAGAGUGACCCUUUCAUGAUCUUCUCCGGCGGUAUGCCCCGUGCCAGCUACGGCGACCGCCACUGUGUGACCGUCAUGCAAGGCAACAAGCACGUCGUCUUGGACUUCACCUCCAAGGUCAUUGACUUCUUCACCAUGUCUGAUGUGGAUGCUGAAUACGAGUUUGAUGAGCCACACACUCUGGUUGUCUUGGUAGAGGAGGAGAUUGUCUUCAUUGAUCUGCAGUCAGAGGGUUGGCCGGUCUUCAACCUGCCCUACCUGUCCUCUCUGCACGCCUCAGCCAUCACCUGCCAGCAGCACGUCAGCAAUGUCCCCUCAGAGCUCUGGGACAAGAUUGUGGCCGCUGGGGAGCAACAGAUGGCUAACAACACCUCGCAGAGGGAGUGGCCGAUGAAUGGGGGUAAGAACCUGGCCGAGCUGCCUACCCCGCAUGACCUCCUGAUGACUGGCCACGAGGACGGCACCGUCCGCUUCUGGGAUGCCUCCACCGUCUCCCUGAAGUUCCUCUACAAGUUAAGCACCGCCCAGGCCUUUGUGACCGAGGCUGACCAUGCUGACGCAGGGGUAGGCGAGACGGAGGGCGAGUGGCCGCCAUUCCGCAAGGUUGGCAAUUUUGACCCCUUCAGCGACGAUCCUCGCCUGGGCAUCCAGAGGAUUGUCCUGUGCCCGGUCAGUGGCUCCCUGCUGGUGGGAGGCACCGCUGGCCAGGUGGUCAUUCUCAACAUCGGAACGGAGGAGGUAGAGAAGACCGUGGAGAGCUUUCCAAUUCAGAUUGUCGGGGAGCAAGACAAAUUUGUGUGGAAGGGCCAUGAGUCGCUGGGUGUCAAGGAAGAUGCCCUGAAGUUUGCCCCUGGCUUCCAGCCGUCCAUGGUGGUGCAAGCCCAACCCCCGGCCUCCAUCACAGCCCUGGCCCUUCAAACUAGCUGGGGGUUGGCUGGCCUGGGCACCAGCCAUGGCUUUGCCCUGUUUGACACCGUGCAGAAGAAGCUGGUCAGCGCCCACUGCACCCUGAACCCCAACGACCUGUCGUCCACGGGGCAGCCCAUGACCCGCAAGCGCUCCAUGGCCAAGUCGCUGCGUGCCUCCAUCCGCAGGCUGCGGAAGAGGCGGGACCACAGGGCUGGAUCGCCCAAGAAGGAGCGAGCGGAAGGCGGAGCCAGUGGAUCUGGGGAGGGCGUGCAGACCACGGACAUUGACGCAGACAAGCCUGAGGGCAAGGAAGACAGCGGUGCCAAGUCCAGCCCCACCCGCGAGAUGGCCCAGGUGGAACGCAAGAUUGAAGCCAGGAGUGAUGACACCAAGACCAGCAUGGUCCGAUGCCUGUACUUUGCCAACACCUUUGUCAAUGACAGCCAGGUGGCAACUCCCUCUCUGUGGUGUGGCACUAAUGCCGGAUCUGUCAUCAUCUACGUGAUCAGCAUCCCUGGAGCCGACAAACGAGACACGGACGCAGUGGAGGCAAUGAUUUCUAAGGAGAUCAGGUUGAAGCACGGCGCCCCCGUGGUGUCUCUGGUCAUUGUGGACAGUGACACCUACCCCUUGCCAGACCCCAUUGAUGUACAGAACGAGCGAGCCAAGCCACCCAACAUGAGCGGCCAUAGCCUCAUCGUGUGCUCCGAGGAACAGUUCAAGGUAUUCCACCUGCCCAGCCUGAAGCCAUUCCGCAAGACCAAGCUGACCGCUCACGAUGGGUCCAAGGUUCGCAAGGUCAGCUACAUCAACUUCAGAAGCCGAAGUGACGACAACUACUCUGAGAACUGCAUCAGUUGCCUGACCAACCUGGGAGAGCUGGCCAUCUACAGCAUUCCGGCCCUCAAGAAACAGCUGGGCUUCUCUGCCCUCCGCAAGGAGAACGUGGCUGGCAUUCAGUCUCUCAUCUUCACGUCUCGCGGGGAGGGAUUCUACCUGCUCUCGCCGUCUGAGCUUGAAAGGUUCUCUCUGUCUGCCCGGUACUUCACCGAGCCCAUGUGCAUGCUGGAGCUGCCCGAGGGCAUGCGGCCUCCACCCCCGGAGCCUGAGCCGGAACCUGCCCCCCAGGAACCGGAGGCCCCUGUGGACGGCCACCCCAUCGCUGAGGAGGCCCCACCCGCUGAGGAGCCUGCUGCAGUGGCUGAGGAAGCUGCCCCCGCUGAGGAGUCGGCCCCGCCCGCCAGUGAUGAUGCGGCACCAGAAACAAGGACAGAGACAACGACAGUGGUGGUACAGGAGACUGACAUGGAUGACCCCAUGAUGAUUCAGAGUGGGACUACAGUGAAGACGGUGAAAACAUCCAGCACCACUGUGGUCAAGACAGAGCGGACACUCAUCUCAUCAUCCAGCUCUGGCGAUCAGAAGGUGGUCAAGACGACAGAGGAGACUGUGAUCACUAGCGGUGGGGAUCACCAGACUCCAGAGGAGCUGCACAAUGAGGUGGAUGAGCUCCUGGCCAAGAUCCCCAACAUCAGCGUGAACCUGGAGGGGGAUACGGAGGAGAACCCGGACAUCACCUUGGAUGAGGUCAGGGAGUACGGCAAAGAUGAGCAAGCAGCCGGUGAGGUGCACUCCGGGGACGCGUCGGCCGAGGUAAACCACGCAGCUGACGAGAGGCGUGAAGGGAAGGGCGUUGUCGAGCUCCAGAUAAGGGAGGAAACUGAUUGAGACGGUUCUUGUUUGUCUGCCCAGCAUCUGCGGCUGACAUUUCGUAGAUAAGCAGCAUUCAGUCAUGAUUUACAGUAAACUUCUUUUUCAUUUCCUUGUUUGUUUUUAUCCUAACGGACGUUCCAAUCUGUCAACUUGUGUGGCUUGGAAAAUGACUGUUGUCUUGAGGACUUUAACGCAAACCUUACGAGAAAAAGGUUGUCUGGAAAGCAAAUCAUUAACCUGUCAAGGCAGACAGCAGUGUUGUGAUUAUUCGUGUUUUAAGAAAAUCAGCCUUUAUAACAAGAACAGCUUAAGCAUUAAGGUGGGCGGUGACGAUUGGACAAAGCUUUUCUGAAAAGCAUUCUGUAUUAGUACUGUAAUAGCUCCAAGCGGAAAGGUGACAUUCAUGUUGCAUAUGUUGGUAUUCUGAAGCAAGUACUGUGAUUGUGAGCUGACGGGGAAGGUUAUUGAACUGAGAAUAUGUAAAUCGGCUUUUGAGACAACUGCAUUCGCCAAGUUGUAGUUUUUAGAUAUGAAAUUUGUUUUUGUUUUCCAUUUUGUUUACCGUUUCAUUGGAAAUGUAAGAAUGAAUUUGAAAUAGAAAAAGGGACUUUUUGGGGAAAAAAAAGAAAUCACCCCGGUGAUAAAUGAACCUGUUUAGAUAACUUGUGAAUUUAAACGUUGUAUUUCCUUGAUACAAGAAAAUCGUAGUACUUGUAAAAUUUUGCUAAUUCAAUUACUGUUGUGCUUGUGUGUAAAAACCAAAAGCUGAACCCGAGAGUGUGUGGGAAUGCGCGUUUGUCAGUCGUUUCAUUGUCUCUCUCAAGUAGUAGUUGGUAGUACUAGUACGAGCAUUCUAUUGAGUCGUAAACUUUGAACGAAUUUCAUACAAAUUUUUCAGGAGACAGAGGGGCCAAUGUUUUUUCCCCCGAGAUCAUUUCCAUACACCAGUCACUGUUCCCAAACAGGUGAAAGUGCAGAUGUUUUGAAUAUAAGGAAGACUGCACGUGAACCGAGUUGUGAUUUUUACUGUUGUCGUAGACACAUGUAACCUGAAGAAGCGUUUACACUCAAAGGUUAAUGAUGAUAUCUGUAAAGCAAGAUACUCCAGAUCUGGGGCUUUUUGUCCUCCUCUACCCAAGUGUCAGUUCCUGGUUUAACAGUUGUAGGCUGAUAAGAUAGCUUUGGUGCCGCGAGAAUACUAAGAAUUGUGAUAUUUAAUGAAGGGGGAGGUUGUACAGGCUAGAGCUGUGUAUAGGGAGAGUAGUACCAACUUCAGACUGGAACCAACAUGGCUGUUCAUUAUGUUUGCGGUGCAGUUGUCUGGUGUCGUGUACUAAUUGUCCAUAUUCACUGACACAUAAUGCACCAUUUUGGUUCCAACGACUGAGACACUCAUUUUGCAACUCUCUAUAAGCAGCUCUGUCUAUUAAAGGCACCGCCAUAACGCUUGUUCAUACUGUGAAAUAACGCUCAUGGAAUGUGUGAGGCUUGUGUGAAACACACCGAUCGUAGGUUAGUGUUGAUCAAUAAUUAUGACAUUGUAGCCAAAAAUCACAGCAGAGGAAAGACUGGAUUUUGUUUUUCUCGGUUUGAUUCACGUUUUGGAUUUCAUUCAUUUCUUUUCCCUUUUGUGGUUUGCGCCUGAAAGUGCCACAAGGUUUUAUUCACCCGUUUCUGUUGCCUGCCUUACAACAAUAAAUUUUAAAGAAACUGUCUUCAAUUAUUAAGCUGUUCAUGUAGGUAGUUCGGCAGUAAUAGCUGGGUAGAUUUUUAAAGUGACGCUUCAGAGGUCUGUCGUCGUACCGGAAUCUCAAGCAAUUUGUAUUCUGAUUCAUUGCUACAUGUUUGGUGUUCCUAUUUGGCGCGUCUGUGAUUGAAAGCAGACAUAUUGUAAUUAUUAAAUUGAGUGGUCUUAGACGUUGCGUAGUCUCUUUGCGAAACUGUUUGAAAUUUAGAUCGUAGUUGUUGACAAAUGGAAAAAUUCAAAAUCAGUUAAGUGUAAUCGUCACAACAGGCCAAGCAGAUUGAUUAAUUAUGUGCAGUAGACUAUGUAAACAAGUAUAAAACAUAUUCUUUAAUUUUUCAAAUGUCAGUAAUGUUAUAAUUGUAUUCUAUUCUACUAGCGAGUACUCGAGUCCGUUUCUGAAGCCGUUUGAAAAUGUUGGAGUUUGUUGGUCAGGGCUUAAUCUUUGAUGUCUUGGACUCCGCCUUUUUCCGUUAAGCGCAGUGCAAUUUUGCAUACAUAUCUUAUAAUCACGCUGUUAUUUGCUAGUCAUUACUUUUGCACAUUAAUCACUUACUCUUAUUUGAAAUACUCUCUAUUACUGUUACUAUCUGCCCCGAUUAGCAGCAUCGUUCGACGAAGAUGAUGUCAUUUUUAGUUUAGACACUUUUACACGAAUAACUUUAAUUUGAGCUUUAAAAAACAAAGAUACGUUGAUGGAGUUGCACAACCGAUUCAAGUGUAAGUUGUUUUCUGGUUAGCAGUCUCCAAAGUCAAUUUGGAGGUUGUUUGGUGUGAGCAAAAACCCAGAGAAUCAUCUCAGCCCUUUAGUUUUAGCGUGUUUUUUUUUUUUUGUUUUUGUUUUUUUUUUUGGUAGAAGCAGAAUCGCCUUGUGUUGUGCAUCAGUUUGGUAUAUAACAUUCCCUUUCUGUCGUGUUUCUAUGGAGUGUCCCAUUAAAAAGCAGACACCGAAUGGGCGUGUAACCCACGUU
Messenger RNA from Acanthaster planci (crown-of-thorns starfish), 6523 nucleotides. Its product is annotated as LLGL scribble cell polarity complex component 2-like. The record is from RefSeq and is a predicted model, not a curated record. Gene Ontology annotation, molecular function: myosin II binding; GTPase activator activity; syntaxin binding. Gene Ontology annotation, cellular component: plasma membrane; cytoplasm; cortical actin cytoskeleton. NCBI's taxonomy places the organism in Eukaryota, Metazoa, Echinodermata, Asteroidea, Valvatida, Acanthasteridae. Gene Ontology annotation, biological process: Golgi to plasma membrane transport; cortical actin cytoskeleton organization; regulation of Notch signaling pathway.